Cyprinus carpio (common carp) is the source of this 1186-nucleotide messenger RNA. Its product is annotated as MIF4G domain-containing protein B. Gene Ontology annotation, molecular function: RNA binding; translation activator activity; protein binding. The record is from RefSeq and is a predicted model, not a curated record. Gene Ontology annotation, cellular component: cytosol. Gene Ontology annotation, biological process: regulation of translational initiation. Lineage: Eukaryota; Metazoa; Chordata; Actinopteri; Cypriniformes; Cyprinidae.
GUUUAAUGAAAAUUGGAUAACUUUAACUUGUUUUUUUUUUUUAAACAUCCCUCAUGACUCUACUGCGCAGACUCUGGCUCCAAAUGACGUAAUUUACGUAGCGGCCAUAAUGACUUGUUUUAGCUUCACUGUUCUAUAGUGGAAGAAUAGGAGACGCUUCGUCCAUCUUUUUUUACAGUCUAUGGGAGAGACACGCUUUGCUUAUUAAUAUUAAUUUGGUCAUGUAAAAGUUGCUUCUCAACCAUUCUGUGGGGUCCAGUAUAACGCAAUGAAUAUUCAAAAUAGAACGGCUGGUUCAGCCAAUCAGUUAGGACAACCGCGACAACGUCAGAUUACGUAAUUAAUAUUCAUAAGAGAAGACGGCACCGAAGCGAAAGAGCGAGGGUUAGAUAUGUGAAAAACAUUUGCCUGUUUACCGUUUUUAAUAAUGGAGAACUCAUCUAAAGAAGAGUACAAGAUCCAGUCGUUCGAUUUGGAGACACAGAAACUCCUCAAAACUGCCUUGAAAGACCCAGGUUCAGUUGACCUGGAGAAAGUGUCCAAUGUAAUAGUGGACCAGUCUCUAGAGGACCAGAUCUUCAGCAGGGAGGCCGGACGCAUCUGUUACACGCAUUCAUAUGACUGACUUUUAUGCAGGCAGAGGCCAAAACAGACCAAUGGGAAUGUGUUUCAGCGUAAUCUUCUGAACCGACUGCAGCAGGCAUUUAAAGCCAGAGAGGAACGGAAGAGAUCCACUCAGGAGUGGGUUUGCCUCGUGUCCUUCAUCUGCAACAUCUUUGACUACCUCAAGGUGAACAACAUGCCCAUGAUGGCCCCUUUUGUGCAGCCCGCCUAUGACAUUUUGUUCAGACUGGCCCAGUCUGAUGCCCUGCAGAAUGAGGGAGGAGUUCUCUCCUUAUCUCUGUCUCAGGUGGACUGUCUGGUGUUACAGUUGCAAUCAGAUCGAGAUCAGCUGGAGAAGAUGAACAUGCAGCUCAUGGAUGAGCUGUUCAGUCUGCUGAGGGGAUGGAUUCUCUCCUGCAGGGAGGACCUGAGCUCCAUGGGCCGCCUGCUCCUGCUCUCGAGAUCCUUGAGUUUCUCGCGGGGCGGGAGGCUGGUCUCUCAGCCAAACGCUCAGAAAUACUACUACAGCCGCAGCGGACGGACUGAGGCCUCCACCAAUCAGGAGAGAGAAACAAGAAGUUAA